AUGCGCAUAGUGACCAUCUUGAUUCUUCUCUGCUUCUGCAGAGCUGCUGAGCUCCAUAAAGCCAGUCCUGGCACUUUGAGAAGCCAGGUCAAUCCCAGCCGCAGCCGGGCAGGUGGCAGCAGGAAAGCCCCAGUCAAACGCUAUGCACCAGGCCUCCCCUGUGAUGUAUACACAUACCUCCAUGAGAAAUACCUGGACUGCCAGGAAAGAAAAUUAGUGUAUGUGUUACCCAACUGGCCUCAAGAUUUGCUGCACAUGCUCUUAGCGAGAAACAAAAUCCGUGUGUUGAAGAACAACAUGUUUUCAAGAUUCAAAAGGCUGAAGAGCCUGGACCUGCAACAGAACGAGAUCUCUAAAAUUGAGAGCGAUGCAUUCUUUGGUUUAAACAAGCUUACCACCCUCUUGCUGCAGCACAACCAGAUCAAGGUGCUGACGGAGGAGGUGUUCAUUUACACCCCUCUCCUGAGCUACCUGCGUCUCUAUGACAACCCCUGGCACUGUAUGUGUGAGUUAGAAACGCUCGUUUCAAUGCUGCAGAUCCCACGGAACCGGAAUUUGGGCAAUUAUGCCAAGUGUGAAAGCCCACCAGCAAUGAAAAAUAAAAAAUUGCUGCAACUAAAGCCUGAAGAAUUAUGUGAUGAAGAGGAAAGGGAGCAACUAGACCCCAAACCCCAAGUCUCAGGGAGACCCCCAGUCAUCAGGCCGGAAGCCGACUCCACGCUGUGCCACAAUUACGUGUUUCCCAUACAAACACUGGACUGCAAGAGUAAAGAGUUGAAGAAAGUCCCAGGCAACAUCCCUCCAGACAUUGUUAAGCUUGACUUGUCAUACAACAAAAUCAGCCAGCUCCGACCCAAGGAAUUUGAAGAUGCUCACGAAUUAAAGAAGUUAAACCUGAGCAGCAACGGCAUUGGAUUCAUAGAUCCUGCUGCCUUUUUAGGGCUCACACAUCUAGAAGAGCUCGACCUAUCAAACAACAACCUGCAGAACUUUGACUAUGGAGUGUUAGAAGAUCUGUAUUUUCUGAAACUCCUGUGGCUCAGAGACAACCCUUGGAGAUGCGACUACAAUAUCCACUACCUAUACUACUGGCUAAAGCACCACUACAAUGUCCACUAUAACGGUCUGGAGUGCAAAACACCAGAAGAGUACAAAGGAUGGCCUGUGGGAAAAUACGUUCGGAGUUACUAUGAAGAAUGCCCCAAAGACAAGCUGCCAGCCUACCCUGAGACUUUUGACCAGGAUACAGAAGAUGAUGACUGGGAAAAGAUACACAGAGAUCACACAGCAAAGAAACACAGAGUGAGAAUCACCAUAGUGGGAUAG
Cricetulus griseus (Chinese hamster) is the source of this 1326-nucleotide messenger RNA. The record is from RefSeq and is a predicted model, not a curated record. NCBI's taxonomy places the organism in Eukaryota, Metazoa, Chordata, Mammalia, Rodentia, Cricetidae.